AUGCGAGCGUUCACCCCUCCGUUUUCCUACGCCGCGUGUCUCCUUCUCUCCGUGGCGACCGACGGGAUCCGCGUCUCCUCGUUGAGACUCCGUCUCCGUGCACCCCACGCUGCGGAUGCUCUCCGCGUCCUUCCUGGCUCGGCUGCUCUGGGUGGCUCUCCCAACCCCCAGCAAGUAGGAGCAGGUAGAUCCACAGGGGUGGUUUUUGACUCUGGGGAUGGAGUGAGCCACAGUGUGCCUGUCUUUGAGGGCUACUGCCCACCUCAUGCUGUGCAGCGCUUUCCUCUGGCUGGUGGAGAUGUUACUAUGGAGCUUAAAAAGCUCCUUCAGGAGCAGGGUGUCUGCCUGCGCACCACUGCAGAGAUGGAGAUUGUGAGGGAGAUAAAGGAGAAGUGCUGCUGCGUGGCUCUGAACUAUGAAGCGGAGCUGAAGCACAGGGGGCCGUCCAGUGCAGAGAUGCAUUACACCAUGCCAGACGGCCAGAUUAUCUGCCUCAGCACGGAGAGGUUCAGGGCCCCUGAGAUUCUCUUGAAGCCUGAGCUGAUUGGACGUGACCAGUACGGGAUGCAUGAGAGCGUUUUCAAGUCGAUCCUUGGUUCAGACAUUGACCUGCGGCGGGGCUUCCUGGGGAACAUUGUUCUGUCAGGUGGAAAUACCCUGCUACCCGGCCUGCCCGAGCGGCUCCAGGCUGAAAUCAGAGGCAUGGUGCCUGCAGACCUGGUGGACUGCGUUCGUGUCUCCAUCCCUAAAGACAGAGACUUCUCUGUGUGGAGCGGAGGAGCAGUGCUGGCCAUCCUGCCAACAAUGCCAAAAUUUGUCACGCCCUAG
Molecule: messenger RNA, 828 nt
Organism: Myripristis murdjan (pinecone soldierfish)
Lineage: Eukaryota; Metazoa; Chordata; Actinopteri; Holocentriformes; Holocentridae
Product: actin-like
Exons: 2
Coding region: 1-828 (275 amino acids)
Source: RefSeq, a predicted model, not a curated record